UGAUUGAUCCAGAUGGAGAUGGCCAAGGCAAACUAUUCGAAGUGAAUUGUGAUAUGACGUCAUUUGGUGGUGGAUGGACAAUGUGUUAUACAACAGACAGUCAUGUCAAUAUAAAGACUGAACUUACUACUACACCUGAAUGGGGAUAUCGAGCAGACUGUAACAACAUUCCGUUCACUGAAGUGAUGUUUGUGGAUGAAAAAUCUAAACAAAAGGCAGCUUUUACUAAAGAAGGUCCACCUAUCACAUUUGCUGGUAGUUAUGAUAAGAAGGCAGGAUCAUAUGGCUUAUGGACAGCAAAUGAAGAUGGUGUGGCCACGACGGCAUACAAAUAUCAAAUGGUGAUCUGUGACACAUCCUUCCUUAAGGGUCUCUUUGUGUCUGGGUAUACCAAUAACUGCUACAAACAUUGCGACAGCUGGUGUAAUGACAGAUUGUCUGCAUAUUUUCGUACAUCUCCUGUUUCGGACCCAGGCUACAAAGGUGUCGCUUUCAACGAGAAUGGUCAAAGGCCAAACCCGAAUCGUCUGAUAAGUGUAGGAAUUCGUUAA
Messenger RNA from Dendronephthya gigantea, 551 nucleotides. RefSeq lists its product as uncharacterized. The record is from RefSeq and is a predicted model, not a curated record. The transcript is spliced from 2 exons. Bases 54 to 551 code for a protein of 165 amino acids. NCBI's taxonomy places the organism in Eukaryota, Metazoa, Cnidaria, Anthozoa, Malacalcyonacea, Nephtheidae.